This is a messenger RNA of Emiliania huxleyi CCMP1516, 2444 nucleotides long. RefSeq lists its product as hypothetical. The transcript has 12 exons. The coding region runs from base 55 to 2292 and encodes 745 amino acids. The record is from RefSeq and is a predicted model, not a curated record. Lineage: Eukaryota; Haptophyta; Isochrysidales; Noelaerhabdaceae. Gene Ontology annotation, biological process: double-strand break repair. Gene Ontology annotation, cellular component: nucleus; site of double-strand break. Gene Ontology annotation, molecular function: ubiquitin-protein transferase activity; nucleosome binding; metal ion binding.
GCGCGGCUGCAGCUGCUGCGGCAGCACGAGGAGAAGGCGGCGAUCCGUGAGAAGAUGCGGCUGGCGAUGGCGCAGCGGGCGGUGCCGGCGCCGGAGCCCGAUCCCGAGCCGGCGCCGGCAGAGGACGCCGUCGCCGAUGCCGCCGCCUCCAGCGCCGCCGCCGACCUGCUGCCGGUGUGGGUCUAUGUGAAAGAGCACCUCGCCCGUCGGCGAGAGCAGCUGUGGCACGCCCUCUGCACCGAGUACGCGGCGCGCGCCGGCGCAAAGGUCGACGAGAUCGAUCGCGCCGUGCGGGAGGCCCUCCUCCAGCGCUUUGGGCCGCUCGAGACGGCUCUGGCCGCUGCCGCCGAAGGCCAUGAAGGGGAGGCGCCGGAAGAGGCGGCGGCGGUGCUCCGCGCCGCCCUCGCGGCGGCCGGCGGCGAGGCGUGGCCCGCCGAGCUAGCCGCGCUGGUGCUGCAGGGCCUCGGCCUUGACUUCGCACCCGCAGCGGCCGCCAAGCCAGCGGCCGCCAAGCCAGCGGCCGCCAAGAGGGGCGGAUCCGCCGGCAAGGCGGCGGCGGAGAAGGCGGAGGAGAGGGCGGAGGAGACGGCGGCGCCUGCGGACGGCCCGUCGGCCUACCGCACGGCCGCCGAGCUGGCGGGCGAGUUUCGCGCAAAGCUGGAGGGCGCCGCGGCCGCGCAGCUGGAGGAGCUCUGCGCGCCGGUAGCCGACUCUUCCCUCGCCCACGACAUCGGCGCGGCGGCGCCGCUCGCGCGAGUCUCGACGGUGCCCGACGCUCCGUUUGUCCGCUCGCUGCUCGGCGGGCUCGAGUGCGCCAUCUGCUCGGCGCUGCCCGAGGAGCCCUGCACCACGCAGUGCGGGCACUCCUUCUGCCUCGGCUGCUUCCACGACGUGUGCGCGCAGGGGACGCGUCGCUGCCCUAUGUGCCGCGAGGCGGUGGGCGCCAUCUCGCGCUACGUCGCGCCCAACCGCGUGCAGGCCGAGCUCGUCCGCCAGCUCACCGCCGCGGCCGAGCAGCCGAGCGCUCCGCUGCAGCUGGGCGAGCUGCGUGAGACGCUGCGCUGUCCGGCGUGCAAGCUGGUCAUGGGGGGCGCCGUCUCGGCACCCACCGGGGACUCCUUUUGCGGCGGCUGCUUCACGCACCUCGCCCGUGGCGACGGCGCCGCGCUCGCGCCGUACGUGCCCGACGAGCGCGCGCGCCGCGCCCUCGUCGGCAUCCGCUCGAAGCUGCGCGUCAACGUGGCGCUGCAGUCGGCGAUCGAGGCGCUUUUCCCGGCCGAGACACGCAUCGCCCCCGCCGUGCGGCAGCGCGCGCUGCGCGGCGAGCCGCUGGAUGGACGGCCGGCGCUGCGGUUGGCGAGGCCGGCGCGCGGGGGCGGCGAGGAGCUGACGGCAGAGGAGCGCGAGGCGCGCCGCAAGGAGCGCGAGGCCGAGCGGGUGCAGGCGUUGCUCGCGGCGGGCAAGGACGUGUACGCCGGCGAGCGAGACAACGCCGGCACGCCCGCCACCUCGCGCUUCCGCAUGCCCGACAUCUCGCACCUCUGCGACGGGAAGGGGCGGCCGCUCAAGCACAACCGGUCGUGCCACGUGUGCACCCAGGGCAACGCCUCGUGGCGCGGCGGCUUCUUCCAGCCUCUCGGCUGCUCGAAGUGCGAGAAGAUCUACUGCCCGCGCUGCAUCGGCAACAUCCAGGGCAAGCCAUACGCCGAGCACAAGGAGGAGAUCGACCAGUUCAUUGAGGAGCACAAGCUGUCGUACGAGUGCGUCUGCUGCGAGAACAAGUGCGCGUGCCAGGCCAAGGAGUUCGAGCCGCUCGAGGUGAUCUCCUCGUCGGCGGACAAGUGCGCCGUGCUGCGCGUCUCGGCCAAGCACCCCUUCAAGCCGGGCGACAAGGUGCGCGUCACCGGCCACCACGGCAGCUGCCGCGACGACGAGCUCAAGAAGGGCGAAUGGGCCGUCAAGCAGUCUCUCUCGCCAACCUCCUUCUCGAUCGAGCUCGACUUGCGCAAGGGCGGCGGCAAGGGCGGCAAGGUGGAGAUGGUCAAACUGCAAAAGCACAAGCGGUGGGGCUGGGCCGGCGCGACCGGCUUCGGCAUCCAGAAGGAUGCUCCGGCGGGCAAAAAGUAUUGCCCUCCAGCCAAGCGGCCAAGCGGGGCGAAGGAUGCGCCGCCUAGCAAGAGGCAGGCGGCGGCGGGCAAGAGCAAGGUCGAGGCGAAGCCUGCCAAGGCGCACCUCACCAAGCAGUGGCCGCAGUCGAGCCCCGCCAGGGGGCGCGCACGAGCGGGCGCAUAGGCCGGCUGCGCGGGGGCGCCGACUGAUCCUGCAGAGGCGAUAGGCCGGUUGGUGAUGAUGAGGCUGGGCCUGGCGUGCUCUGAGCUCGCUGAGCAGUAGUCAGCGCGUGCACCAGCUCACGUAGCCGUACUCCUUUCUUCCAGUUCCCGCUG